Molecule: messenger RNA, 4233 nt
Organism: Trichomycterus rosablanca
Lineage: Eukaryota; Metazoa; Chordata; Actinopteri; Siluriformes; Trichomycteridae
Gene: nnt
Product: nicotinamide nucleotide transhydrogenase
Exons: 22
Coding region: 122-3361 (1079 amino acids)
Biological process (GO): NADPH regeneration; proton transmembrane transport
Cellular component (GO): mitochondrial inner membrane
Molecular function (GO): NADP binding
Source: RefSeq, a predicted model, not a curated record
GAGAGGCGCAGUGAUAUAGCCGUUACUUCAGCCUAGCAGGUUAGGCUGCUCUGUUCUGCUGUGUGUGCCGCAGUAAAGGAGGAGGGUCGUCCAGGGUGCCCAGCUCCUCCUCGUGUCUCCGAUGGCGAGUGUUCUGCGCGUGGUUGCCAGCAGCUGCGCCAGCCCCCACUUCACUGGGCUGGGCUUGGUCCGGACGGUCAGGACGCCAUGUGCGCGCUUCUUUAGGAGCCACCAGGCCCUUGCCCGCUCCGCUAGCCCAGGAAUCCCGUACAAACGGUUAACGGUCGGCGUUCCUAAGGAGAUCUUCGAGAAUGAGCUGCGGGUGGCGCUCUCGCCGGCGGGCGUGGACGCCCUCAUCAAACAGGGCUUCAACGUGGUGGUGGAGUCGGGGGCCGGAGAGUCCGCCAAGUUCCCCGACGAGAUGUACGCCAAGGCCGGAGCCACGGUGAAGAGCGUGAAGGACGUCCUCGCCUCCGACAUCGUGCUCAAGGUUCGCGCCCCCAUGCUGAACCCAGCUCUGGGCGCGCACGAGACCGACCUGAUGAGGGAAGGCGCCACGCUGGUGAGUUUCAUCUACCCGGCUCAGAACCCGGAGCUGAUGGACCGACUGGCCAAGCGCAACGCCACCGUUCUGGCUAUGGACCAGGUGCCCCGUGUUACCAUCGCCCAGGGCUAUGAUGCCCUCAGCUCCAUGGCCAACAUCGCCGGUUAUAAAGCCGUGGUUCUGGCCGCCAACAAUUUCGGCCGAUUCUUCACCGGUCAGAUCACCGCUGCAGGGAAAGUGCCUCCCGCUAAGGUGCUCAUCAUCGGAGGCGGUGUAGCCGGUCUGGCUGCGGCAGGCACGGCCAGAUCUAUGGGGGCCAUCGUGAGGGGAUUCGACACCAGAGCCGCAGCUUUGGAGCAGUUCAAGUCUCUCGGGGCCGAGCCGCUGGAGGUGGACUUUAAGGAGUCCGGAGAGGGCCAGGGCGGCUACGCCAAGGAGAUGAGCAAGGAGUUCAUCGAGGCCGAGAUGAAGCUGUUCGCCAAGCAGUGUUUGGAUAUCGACAUCCUCAUCAGCACCGCCCUCAUUCCCGGUCGUAAGGCUCCGAUUCUGAUUACUAAGGAUAUGGUGGAGAGCAUGAAGGACGGCUCCGUGGUGGUGGAUCUGGCCUCCGAGGCCGGGGGCAACAUCGAGACCACUGUUCCAGGACAGCUUUCGGUUCACAAAGGCGUGACCCACGUGGGCUACACGGAUCUUCCCAGCCGGCUGCCCACACAGUCCAGCACGCUGUACUCCAACAACAUCAUCAAGCUGAUCCGCGCCAUCAGCCCAGACAAGGAGAACUUCCACUACGAAGUGAAGGACGCCUUCGACUACGGGACCAUGGACCACGUCAUCCGCGGGUCCGUCGUCAUGCAGAAUGGAAAGGUUCUCUUCCCGGCACCGCAGCCCAACAACGUCCCUGUAGCGGCGCCUCCCAAAACCAAAUCCAUACAGGAGCUGGAGAAGGAGAGGGCGGCCGCCGUGUCGCCUUUCACCAGCACGCUCACCACCGCCGGAGCCUACACCGGAGGUCUGGUCACGCUGCUCGGACUCGGACUCUGCGCACCCAACGCCGCGUUCACUCAGAUCGUGACGACCUUCGGCCUGGCGGGAAUCGUCGGGUACCACACCGUAUGGGGGGUCACUUCUGCCCUCCACUCUCCGCUCAUGUCCGUCACGAACGCCAUCUCUGGACUCACCGCUGUCGGCGGACUCUCUCUGAUGGGUGGCGGAUACACCCCGACCAACACGGCACAGACCCUGGCUGUGCUCGCCGCCUUCAUCUCAUCGGUCAACAUCGCCGGGGGUUUCGUGGUCACUCAGCGCAUGCUGGACAUGUUCAAACGACCCACUGACCCCCCGGAGUACAAUUACCUCUACCUGCUCCCCACCGGUGCUUUCGUGGGAGGUUACGGAGCAGCGCUGCACAGUGGCUACGACAUCGAACAGAUGAUGUACCUGGGCUCCGGCCUGUGCUGCGUGGGCGCGCUGGCCGGCCUUUCCACCCAGUCCACGGCCCGUCUGGGGAACGCCCUGGGUAUGAUCGGUGUGGCAGGUGGCAUCGCCGCCACCCUGGGCGUCCUCAAGCCCUCUCCUGAGCUCCUGGGCCAGAUGAGUGCUGCCAUGGCAGUGGGUGGCACGGCGGGGUUAGCCAUCGCCAAGAAGAUCCAGAUCUCGGACCUUCCGCAGCUGGUGGCCGCGUUCCACAGCCUGGUGGGUCUGGCCGCCGUGCUCACCUGCGUGGCCGAGUACAUGAUCGAGUACCCGCACUUCGCCACCGAUCCCGCCGCCAACCUCACCAAGAUCGUGGCGUACCUGGGCACGUACAUCGGCGGCGUCACCUUCAGCGGGUCGCUGGUCGCCUACGGCAAGCUGCAAGGACUUCUGAACUCGACCCCGCUGAUGCUCCCGGGUCGUCACGUCCUGAACGCCUCGCUCAUGGCAGCCAGCGUGGGGGGCAUCGUGCCCUACAUGCUUGACCCCAGCUACACCAUGGGCAUCACCUGCCUGGGCUCGGUUUCCGCCCUGUCGGCCAUCAUGGGGGUGACGUUGACCGCUGCUAUCGGUGGAGCGGACAUGCCGGUGGUGAUCACCGUGCUGAACAGUUAUUCCGGCUGGGCUCUGUGUGCCGAGGGCUUCCUGCUCAACAACAACCUGCUGACCAUCGUGGGCGCCCUGAUCGGCUCGUCGGGAGCCAUCCUGUCCUACAUCAUGUGUGUGGCCAUGAACCGAUCGCUGGCUAACGUCAUCCUGGGCGGCUACGGCACCUCCUCCACCGGCACGGGCAAACCGAUGGAGAUCACCGGCACCCACACCGAGGUAAACGCGGACCAGACUGUGGAGAUGAUCAAGGAGGCCCAGAAUAUCAUCAUCGUCCCAGGUUAUGGUCUGUGUGCUGCCAAGGCUCAGUACCCCAUCGCUGACCUGGUCAAGUCACUGACCGAGCAGGGCAAGGAUGUCAGGUUCGGAAUCCACCCUGUGGCCGGACGAAUGCCCGGGCAGCUGAACGUCCUGCUGGCGGAGGCCGGGGUCCCGUACGAUGUCGUGCUGGAGAUGGACGAGAUCAACCACGAUUUCCCUGAGACCGACCUGGUGCUGGUUAUCGGCGCUAAUGACACGGUGAACUCGGCCGCACAGGAGGAUCCGAACUCCAUCAUCGCUGGAAUGCCGGUCCUGGAGGUCUGGAAGUCCAAACAGGUCAUCGUGAUGAAGAGAUCUCUGGGCGUGGGUUACGCCGCCGUGGACAACCCCAUCUUCUACAAACCCAACACCUCCAUGCUUUUAGGAGACGCCAAGAAGACGUGCGACGCCCUGGCCUCUAAAGUACGGGAAGCUUAAUCGUAACGAUAAAAUCAAUGGUUCCAGCCCGUACAGGAACGAGGCGUAGACGGGAGCUGUAGACCCUGUACAAACGUUUAGAUGAAAUAGCGACGGUGUAAAAGCUGACCACUCCUGACCACACUCCUUAUUCCCUGCGUAACUAAUCAGAUUUAGGGUUUAGUUCUAGAUUUAUAGUUUUUUUCUCUCUCUGUGUGUGUGUGUGUGUUUAGUAUUUGUGGGUUCUGCCUAUAGAAGAAACAGCAUCUCACACACACACUCAGUAGGACGAUUCGUCGAGUAGUUUGUAGGUAGAAAUGAUCUGCACGGGAGCAGAAUCGUGACUUUGAAGGAAGAAUUAGCACUCAUCACCCUUGUAAUCCAUAAAACUCGGCCGUAACCCGGCCGUAAUCGCACGCUGGAUUGUGCAUGUCGCAUUUUCUGCCGAAUCGCUUCAUGCAUCGAACCUCUGCGUUUAUUUACCCUUGUUAAAAAGUCAUAAAAUGAAAUAUGAGUGGAUGGUGGAGGAUGGCGGUCCUACCUCGAGUAUUAACCCGACCAAAAGCACAUCGAUAUCAGACGCAGCAUUAAAGACCCGCAGUUUGUUUUUCUAUUAAAAUAAUAAAUAAUGAAAUAAUAAUUUGUGCCACGUUUCAUUUCCAGCUUUUUUGCUUCCAAAGUGUGACGGUCAAUUUUUUAUUAAAUCGGCAACAAGCAAUAAAACAAGCUUAAUAAAUAAAUAAAUUGUGAAGUAAAGGGAUUUUUUUGGGGGUGGUGGGGGAUGAAGAAGUUCAUUGUGCCACGGUCAGCGGACCGACGUACUGUAAAGUUUUUCCUCUGCUGUUUCUCAUGGACGUUCACCCUCAAUAAACGUUUCAAUAUAUUAAACCUCA